AUGUCAGGCUAUUUAGAGGUGAAGUACCCUUUAAAGUCAAACCUAGGCCUGAAUCCUUUCAAGUCGUGGAGGAGACAAUGGUGUAUACUGCGGCCAAGUGCAACUUGUGGUGGUGGAUCCCUAGCUGUGUACUGCAGCGAAGCGGGUGCUCCAGCGGGGACAGUAGAGCUUCCCUCUGGUUGUGUUGUGAAACGAGCAAAGUCUCGCACGAGACCGCAUGCGUUCGCCGUGUUUUCUGUUGAAGAGCCCUACAAACCUCGCGUGUUGCUCGCAGCAUCUUCUCAUAACGAUGCUCAGCUUUGGAUGGAUAAAAUUCGAAAUUUAUUGAGUAGUGAUAAACUAUUAGGCGACAGCUUACUCAAAGAUUCGUACUCGGUGACGGUGAUGAACACGGAUCUGUCGCGGAAGUGCGGGCUGGGCGGUGCGGACUGUGCGGUGUCGCUGGCGGGCGCAGGGCUCCUGGUGGCGAAGCCCCGGGCUCUCGCGGCGCUGCUGCCCUGGAAGCAUCUCACAGAUGCUCGGCUUUCGGACGCCGGCUGCGAUAAGAACACUUGUAUUCUUUCGCUCGAUAGCGGGUUCAAACACGGCAGUGGAGUGAUGAAAAUGUGGACGCCGAUGGCGAGCGAGCUGGUGUCGAAUGUUCGUGACGCGCUGCAGUUGCACGACAAGCGCGACAAUAAGUUCGACAACAUGUUCGGCAACACGCUCAGCAACUACCGCGACAACAAGCUCAGCCGUAGCGAUGGCGAUCUCAGCACACACAAGACUGACGACUCAGAUGAAGUUCGUCGCAGCAGCUGGUACAGCGGCCCGUCGGAAGUAUCACUGGACGACACUGAUCUCAUCAUGUCCAAGGAAGCUCAUCGCAUUGGCAGCGGCACGCUCGCUUUGAGGGCCCGGGCACUUCUGCAUCUCGCUCCCUACGGAACGUAUAACGACAGUGCGUCGGACCGUCGUUCAGUGGCGUCGAUUGCGUCGGGAGUGUACGAGGAGAUCUCGGAGGAGCCGCCGCGCACCUGCAGUGACGUGCAGACGCUGGAGAAUCUGGAGAAGUUGGAGCAGCUGGAGAAGUUGGAGCAACUGGAGAAGCUGGAACAGUUGGAGGAGCCUACGUACGAGUCAGUGGCGGAGUGCAUCUACGCCACAAUGCGGAGACACAAAAGAUGCCCACCGCCACCAUUACCACCGCGACAGCAAUUCGGCACGAUGAAGCUAUGCUCAGAGUGGGGCGUGGGCGUGGGCACGUGUGGGCGGGGGGGCGGGGGAGCCUGCGUGACGCGGCACAGCUCGCUGGGCUCGCUGCCGCGCUGCUGCACGCGCACGCUGCCCAAGCCCGCCAGGCAGCCCUUCAGCGUGUUCAGCUCGCUGGGCUCGCUGCCGCGCUGCUGCACGCGCACGCUGCCCAAGCCCGCCAGGCAGCCCUUCAGCGUGUUCAGGAAAAGACUUAAAAGCGAUUCCCGGAUAGCAAGCUCACCGAAAUCAGAAACCGCAAAAGAAAUCAAGGAUGUGGAAACGAAGAAGAAGAAGUUUGAGUUCCCGCCGACACGGGACUUGUUUAAAAGCUUUAAAGUGAGUAAGAAGAUGAAAAAUCUCAAGAUAACCUCAGGACUCGGCAAGGGUGAGACGAAGAGCUGCGAGUUCUUAGAUGAGACCCAACAUGUCACUACGAACAGGUGCUCCAAAUCAGUGGAGUGUUUAGAGGGGAACGACGAAUUCUUGGACGAGUUUGACGGGGACAUUUCUUUAAAUAUCAAUGACGAAGGAUUAGCAGCUUUAGCUUUGCCGCAAGAAAUAGUCGAGUUCAUACUAAGGGGACGGGAUCAGUUCAGCAAGAUAAGAUUAAAAGACACAGAGGUGGAGAGUGCAUACAUGCCAAUGUCCCCAAUAGUCCCGCCUCCGCCCAUAGAGCAUCACUACAUAGUGAUGUCGCCGAGGACGAAUCUCGCUUGA
Molecule: messenger RNA, 1950 nt
Organism: Parnassius mnemosyne (clouded apollo)
Lineage: Eukaryota; Metazoa; Arthropoda; Insecta; Lepidoptera; Papilionidae
Source: the annotation of a GenBank genome assembly